AUGUUUGAAGAAUUUGCAAUUGGGAUAAGUUUCUCACCUUAUCCUGUAUCUAAAGAGUUUCUAGUAGCCUUUCUUGCUUGGCUUGAGGUAUCGAGUAGAAUAACAGAGAUGUCAAUUUGCUUAGCAGCAGUGACAAGAAAGCAUAAAGUUAGAAAUCUUAAAAACCCAAUAAAGAGUGACUCAGUUUGUUUAAUAAUAGAAGGAGUUGUAGCACAA
This is a messenger RNA of Dentiscutata erythropus, 216 nucleotides long. The record is from the annotation of a GenBank genome assembly. NCBI's taxonomy places the organism in Eukaryota, Fungi, Glomeromycota, Glomeromycetes, Diversisporales, Gigasporaceae.